Messenger RNA from Physella acuta, 1670 nucleotides. Its product is annotated as ectonucleotide pyrophosphatase/phosphodiesterase family member 5. The record is from RefSeq and is a predicted model, not a curated record. Lineage: Eukaryota; Metazoa; Mollusca; Gastropoda; Physidae.
UAAACUCUUCAAGCAAUAACACGUACACAAACACAACAAGUUAACAACGCCAAUAAAUUGCUUCCUCGUCGAUAGUUUGUAUGAGAAUUUGUAUUCGCACAAUGUUUUCCAGAUACAGAGGUAGCAGAUUUCUCCUAGGAUGGACAAUUUUAACAGUAGCUGGCAUUUUUUACUGUCUUCCCCAAGUAUUCACUCAUGAAAAAGUGUCUAGGAAAUUGCUGAUCGUUUCUUUCGAUGGAUUUCGAUGGGAUUAUUUAAAUCGGACCAACACGCCUGUCUUCGAUGAUAUGAUAAGUCGUGGAGUUCAUGCGACUCGAGGUCUGAAAAACAUCUUUACAACAUCAACACUGACAAACCACUUUUCAAUAGUCACUGGACUGUAUGCAGAGAGUCACAGCAUCAUUGAUAAUAAAAUGUACGACCCUGUUAUUAAUGCUACAUAUGUGCCUUUGUAUGUAAAUAAAAGUUCCAUUAACGACCCCAGAUUUUACGAUACAGGAGUGGAACCAAUAUGGGUAACAAACCAGCUUCAGAAUGAAAAUGGACGCAGUGGCAGCAUUAUGUGGUGGGGUGCGGAAAAUGUCAUUAAAGGAACUCGCCCAACUUACCAUAUGCCUUUCGACCUACAUGUGGAUUAUAAAGCUAGAAUUAAUACUAUGGUCCAAUGGUUAAGCUCAGGCCCCUAUCCUAUCAACCUGGGACUCAUGUAUUUUUCGGAACCCGACCACACAGCUCAUGCAACUGGUCCUGAUUCGGAAAACGUCACAAGACUAAUUGAAUAUGCUGAUCACCUAACUGGGUAUCUUUUAGAGCAACUUAAAAAAGUAAAUCUACUCGACAACAUGAACAUUAUUAUCACAAGUGACCAUGGUUUUGCUUCUGUUUCAAAGACUCGUUUAAUUAACCUGGAUGACUUUGUUGACCCCAGUUUAUACACGAUUGUUAAUUAUUCACCAGUUGCUACUAUUAUACCUAACGAAGGCCAAGAAGACUUUGUGUAUGAGAAACUAAAAUCUCAUUCUGAAAAUAAUCAUUUCAAAGUCUACAAAAAGGCAGACAUACCUGAGAGACUGCACUACAAGUACAACAUCAGAGUUACACCUAUAAUUGCCAUAGCAGAUCUCACAUAUUCAUUUAUUUCUAGAUUCCCUGUAGAAAACUUCACAUUGGCUGGCAACCAUGGAUAUGAUAAUGAAUACCAGGAGAUGCGGCCAUUCUUCAUUGCCAUGGGACCAGAUUUUAAAAGCAAUUUCAAGGUUGAGACCUUCUCUCUAGUGGACAUCUAUCCUUUGAUGUGUCAGUUGCUUGGCCUUGAACCUGCUCCCAAUAACGGCAGCAGGCAGACAAUGUCGUUACUGCUGCGUGAAGACCAUGAUGAAGGGGUCUGGACAUUUGAGACUUAUGUUCUGUGUUUUGCUGUUGUGGGCAGCACAGGGUUUAUAUUUUCAAUAACAGCUUGCCGCUAUAUGAUCUGUUCAAAGAAAAGUGCCAGACAGACUCAGUCUCACCAGUACCACGGCUCCAGCAAACAGGUGGUGAAGGGGGAGGUACAGGUCCCACUCAUGAACGGCACCGAUGAGGAUGAUUUUUAGACUCUUUACUUGUCUGCAUUCCCAUGUCCAUCUCACUGUUAAUAACUGUUUAACUACUGGCGGUGCACAACCUUAAUA